Molecule: messenger RNA, 4115 nt
Organism: Coregonus sp. 'balchen'
Lineage: Eukaryota; Metazoa; Chordata; Actinopteri; Salmoniformes; Salmonidae
Source: the annotation of a GenBank genome assembly
AUGGAAACGGAGGCUGCAGUCUCAACCCGUGGUCGUCCUGUGAUCCCCAACCACACUCAGGGGGACUAUCACUUUGUCCGCUCCUUCGUAGCUGGAGGUAAGGGCGGCUGCAGACUUCACUAGUGAUAAUAAUGCAGAAAUACAAUACAGAGCAUACAGUAGUACACAUCUAGUGACACAAACCCUGGUUCUGAUGAGCUGCAUGGUGUGCAGGCAAUUCAUCCAGUGAUAACGGACUACUAUCAUCAAAAUUAGUGGGUAAACCUCACCAGAGAUCCAGAAAAGAAAUGGGUAUAGGUCUACAGAGUUCUGACAACUUAAACAUCUAGACCUUGGCAGAGCGACAUAGGUAUAGUGAGUUUGUGGGUAGGUUUCACAGACCCAGAUUAAGCUGACUUGUCUUGGACCUGGAUUAAAAAGCUGCUCACUGGAGAUAAUUUUCUGAAAGUCCAUUUUAGUCCAAGGACUACACUUAAAGCUGAAAUCCACAUAAAUGGAAACGGCACCGCUGUUCAGUCAGCAUAAGGUGAAACAGCACCUCUGUUCAGUCAGCAUAAGGUGAAACAGCACCUCUGUUCAGUCAGCAUAAGGUGAAACAGCACCUCUGUUCAGUCAGCAUAAGGUGAAACAGCACCUCUGUUCACUCCCAGUGCAUUUGUUAUUGUUUUUGUUUUGUUGAUGAAACGGAGGAGAAGGGCAUCCAGCAUUCUGGUAAAAAAAAAAUUGCGUGCAAUGAUAUCCGAGGGAAAGAAACAGUGUUUGUUGUUUGUGGCAUAAACAGACGGAUUCCAGCUUUAAUCUAGGUUAGGGAAACUGGCACUGAAUGUGCAGGUUUUUAUUUAUGUACAAAUAUAGAUACAGUGCCUGGAGAAGCCACAGGACGGUGGUCAAAGGUCUGUUGUUAAAACUGUUAGUGCAUCAUCAUCAUCAUCCAUCUGCCAGUUAUAUUGGUGCUGUUACUCUGCACUAUCUGUAGCUAAGUUUGUCUUAUUAGUCAGAUGUUGAACAUGGAAAGAAACCCCAUGACCUGUCCAAAGUGAUGUAAUAUGCACUUAUCCAAACUAACGUGUCUAGGUUCUUGGUUGAGCAAACUCUCAUCUAACAGAUAAUUAUCUGCAGAUUAAUUGAAUCUUUAUUUUACUUAGUCCAGCCCAGAUAUGCUCAUGUUAAGGGUGUCUGUAUCUGUCUGGGUGGGUUUAGGUGUAGCAGGAUGCUGUGCCAAAUCUACCAUCGCUCCUCUGGACAGAGUGAAGAUCUUACUGCAAGCCCACAGUCCCCACUACAAAGACCUGGGUAAGGUCUGGAUAACUCUGCUGCAAUGGAAGUGUUACUGAACAUGUAAACAUGUCUGUCUGUCUGUCAGUUGGUUUGUCAGUGUCACUCGUGUAUCCCCCCCUCCCCUCCCAUGUAAAUCUGAGAUUUAUUUUUCUUCUUCUCUUGGUUGCAGCGGAAACUAAACCAUGACAUCCCUCCACACAAUUAUCUCUUGCUUAUUUCUCUCCUUCGCUCUCUCUCCUCUAGGUGUGGUAGCUACUUUCCGUGCCGUGCCAAAGAAGGAGGGUUACCUGGGGCUUUAUAAAGGCAAUGGGGCCAUGAUGGUCAGGAUAUUCCCUUAUGGAGCUAUCCAGUUCAUGGCCUUUGAUAAAUACAAGAAGAUACUCAGUAAACAGCUGGGCAUCUCUGGACACAUCCACAGGCUCAUGGCCGGUUCUAUGGCAGGUGAGAGAAGAUCAGUGGUGAAAAUGGCCUCUUUCACGGCAGGGAGGGAGAAUCCAGAAAAGACAAAAGGAGGCCUACAAAAUGCAGAGAAGAUACUUCCUCACUCCUGGUUAUUUUCCCACAACAAUAGUCUCCACAAUAGUUUCAACAAAACAACAACAGUUGUUGUUGAGUAUAUUUUAUCUGACCAUGUUGUUGUUGUUGUGUUGCUCAGGGAUGACAGCAGUGAUAUGUACGUACCCUCUGGACGUGAUCAGAGUCCGUCUGGCUUACCAGGUAAAAGGACACCAUCGCUACACGGGCAUCGGAAAUGCCUUCCAGACCAUAUACCUAAAGGUAUGCUAUUUCAUUUGUUCUAACCUGUCCCUUUGUUUGUCUCUGAGUUUCACAUUCAACCUGUUACCUGAGAGCGGUGAGCAGGUUUCCCUCCUGUGUUUGUGUUUAUCAUUAACUGACGCUCAGUGUUGGUGUUUUUAUUAUAUUUUUAAAGGAAGGAGGCAUCCCUGGCUUCUACAAGGGACUGAUCCCAACCCUUAUAGGCAUGGCUCCAUAUGCAGGUGAGCAUGCAUGAACACACACACACAGUGUUGUGAAUAAGUUUCUUUGAGUUCAUUGUGGGCCUCAUUUAUUUUGUCCUCUCUCUCUCUCUCUCUCUCUCUCUCUCUCUCUCUCUCUCUCUCUCUCUCUCCAGGGUUCUCGUUCUUUACCUUCGGCACGUUGAAGAGUCUGGGUCUGGUCCACUUCCCAGAGAUACUGGGACGACCAUCCUCAGACAACCCAGAGGUGCUGGUUCUGAAGACCCACGUCAACCUGCUCUGUGGAGGGGUGGCCGGAGCUAUCGCACAGACCAUAUCGUAGGUUGAUUAACUGAUGGAUUGAUUGGUUUUAAAGACCAACUGCUCUGUGGAGGGUUGGUUGAUUGAUUGGAUGGUCCCUUUUUUCUCUUUCCAUGGUCUCCCCCUUUCUCCCAUCUCUUCUCCGUACCCUUCCAUGUCUCCCCCAUCUCUUCUCCGUCUCCUCUCCCUGUUCCCCCCAUCUUUCUCUCCUCCAUGCCCCAUCCCUCUCUCUCUCCCUCCCCCAUCUCUUCUCUCCCUGUUCCCCCACCCAUCUCUAUCUCUUCUCCUCUCCUGUUCCCCCCCAUCUCUUCCUCCUCUCCAUCUUUCUCCCCCCAUCUCUUCUCCUCUCCUCCCUGUUCCCCCCCUCUCUUCUCCUCUCCCUGUUCCCCCCAUCUCUUCUCCUCUCCCUGUUCCCCCCCAUCUUCUCCUCUCCCUGUUCCCCCCAUCUCUUCUCCAUCUCCUCUCCCUGUUCCCCCCAUCUCUUCUCCGGCUCCUCUCCCAGCUAUCCUCUGGAUGUUGCCAGGAGAAGGAUGCAGUUAGGAGUGGUGCUUCCUGAAUCUGACAAAUGUCGGUAAGUGGCACCAUUUAACCCUUCCUCUCCAAACCCAGGGCUCGUAUUAAAAAAAAGUAUGUACUGACCUAGGAUCAGGUACCCCUGCACAUAUCAUCUGAUGUAUUAUGAUCUGAAAGGCAAAAGGACCCUGUUUGAAUACUUAGAAAAACCGCGUGGCAAUAGGAGUUUUGUUGAGUGUGGGUAUUAUUGAGUCCUAAGCCCUGUUUGGUCCUCCAGACGACUACAGCAUACCAAUCAUGCCUUUCACAGUUCACCCUGCUGCACCGUGUCAGUAGAAUUACUCCACCAUCUGACACUCCGUAAUUACUUACUAGACAACCUCCUCACUCGGGACUGACAGAACUCCUCACUCGGGACUGACAGAACUCCUCACUCGGGACUGACAGAACUCCUCACUCGGGACUGACAGAACUCCUCACUCGGGACUGACAGAACUCCUCACUCGGGACUGACAGAACUCCUCACUCGGGACUGACAGAACUCCUCACUCGGGACUGACAGAACUCCUCACUCAGUAACUCAACAGUCUUACUCUAUGUUCUACUCCAUAAAGUGAGGGCUUGUGUGUCAGAUGAUGUCAGUCCCGAGCCUGUGUGUAUGUCUGUGUCUGUAUUAACCAGCUCAGUUGUGGGGGUUUAGAAGGCACAAACAGACUGGCACUGGCAGAAUAUCCUGUUCCAAACAUCUUUAACAGAUUUUUAUCUUGUUGAAGCAAUGUUUUAUUAUUAUGUAAUUAACAUAUUAAAAUGUAAUUGAUAAAUACGUUUUCUGGUAAGCGCUGUAAAAUAAAGCAUAACUUUUUAGUCUUCCCACUUAUCUCCCUCUACAGUACCCUGACCAAGACUCUGCAGUAUGUAUACAGUCAGUAUGGGGUGAAGAAGGGUCUGUACAGAGGCCUGUCUCUCAACUACAUCCGCUGUGUGCCCUCUCAGGCUGUGGCCUUCACCACCUAUGAGUUGAUGAAGCAAACCCUCCACCUCAACUAG